AUGUCAAGCCAGGACAGACCAUCAGCAUCCAUUCCGAGCCAGCCACGAGCCAAACAGCUUCGUGCUUGUCUGCUCUGCUCAAUCAUUCAGACUCCUGCCGAUUUUCGCAAGCAUGGCUGUCCAAACUGUGAGGAACUCAUGCAGAUGAAGGGAUACCCUGACCGCAUACAAGCAUGCACGACGACCCACUUUGAAGGUGUGAUCGCUGUCAUUGACCCCGACAAUAGCUGGGUGGCCCGGUGGCAGAGAACAUCCAAGUACGUGAGAGGAAUGUAUGCUGUGCGCGUGAAGGGACGCGUACCAGAGGACGUGGAAGCAGAAUUAGAGAGCCGUAACAUCCGUUACCGUCCCAGAGACGGAACAGACCAGGACUAG
Molecule: messenger RNA, 375 nt
Organism: Dichomitus squalens LYAD-421 SS1
Lineage: Eukaryota; Fungi; Basidiomycota; Agaricomycetes; Polyporales; Polyporaceae
Product: transcription initiation protein spt4
Exons: 3
Coding region: 1-375 (124 amino acids)
Biological process (GO): positive regulation of DNA-templated transcription, elongation; chromatin organization; regulation of transcription elongation by RNA polymerase II
Cellular component (GO): nucleus; DSIF complex
Molecular function (GO): RNA polymerase II complex binding; zinc ion binding
Source: RefSeq, a predicted model, not a curated record